AUGCCUCGAAAGCGCAUGAUGAAAAUUAAAGUCCUUUCUCGGCAACUUCGUUUGCUUGAUAAGUAUUCUACCCUUUCGCGUAUCUAUAGACAUAAAAUUAGACGGAAUCUUGAGAAAUUCAAAGGAGCAAUUCUGCCGAAGAGUCUCAUUGAAACCUAUCUCACCAGCGAUAACAUUACAUCUCAAAUUAUGGGCAGAAAUCGAGUUCUCCAAAUGUCGCUUAUGAAAACGCUCAAAUCUGUUCCACAAAGAAUUUACAGAUCUUCAAGUACAAUGAAAAAAGGUAUUCAACAAGAGAAUGGACACAAUCUACCAACUCCUGAAAUCAACAGAAAAGAUAGCUCUAGCCCGAUUAAUGCUAUUUUCGCAUCUAAUUACAACACGGAACUCAAAUCCUCGCAUCCGAAUGGGCAAAUAUCGAUCAUCAACGGAAGCUUCAACGACUCCACUCAAGUAUUAGAUCUUUCUGUGAGACCGUCAACACCUCAAAAUCAUUCAAAUUCUCACCAUAUGAUGGAAUGGUUUCGUCCUCUUGGCUCUGACUUCCUUCCACGUCAAGAUAGGUCCGAUGCGAACAUAGAUGCCAGCUUCGAUUCCACGCCUUCACCCAAUACUCAUCUUAGAAGUCGACCUAAUGAAGACUAUCUUGAGCAGUUCAUGAGAGUUGAUGAAACCCAGAACAUAAUGUGGCGACAGCUGGCCGAGAAGUUUCAAAGAAGCACCACUGCAAAUCAAUGCGGAGUCUGUCGAAAAGUUCUGAGUUGUCGAAGUGCCUUAACUAUGCAUUAUCGCGUUCAUACAGAAGAGCGGCCCUUCGUCUGCAAGAUCUGCUCAAAACGGUUUUCGACAAAGGGGAAUCUGAAGACUCAUCUAGGUCAACACCACGAGACAGUGGAAGCUUACAGAAAAGCUGCAGCUAUGGCGGCCAUUACAGGAUCAGUUAUGCCACGUCCACCAGCGCUGCCGGUCUUAUCAGCAACUGUGUCUGAAAUGGAUAGAGUGUCACCACAUUUAUCCCCUAACAACACUAACAACAACAUCUCCGAUCAGUCUACCUUCCCCAUCUUGCCCCCAGUAAUGCCCUCUAAUUCAAUGUUAGCACAAAAUCUCUUCAAUUCGCCUCUUCCUCUACCUUCUUCUUUAAUGAUGCCACCACCUUUAAACCAGCAUUCACCAGUGACAUCUUCCAGUACACCGCUAUCGCCAUCCAGUUUGCCUUUCUUCAGCCCUCAAGCUGUGCAAAGUCUGAUGAAUGGGGAGAAUAACGUGGGGUUUGGUGGGAUGGGGUCUCAAGAGUCUUCGGUUAGGACAUUUUUAAACCAUUUAGCCGCAUCUACGUCUCUGUUUUCGCCUCCUUCGUGUUUUCCCAACCUUAUGGUUCCUCCACCACCCUAA
Molecule: messenger RNA, 1395 nt
Organism: Rodentolepis nana
Lineage: Eukaryota; Metazoa; Platyhelminthes; Cestoda; Cyclophyllidea; Hymenolepididae
Source: the annotation of a GenBank genome assembly